GAAAUUUUUKAAGGAAAAAAAAUCAGAUCCUUAGAAAACACGGUGUUCAUCAAUGGCYGACGUCCCUUCUUUCUUCCCUGUGUUUUUCAUCCCUCAAGCUCAGCCAUCCCUCUAUGAGUCGGCCCAACUUUCCGUGAGUAAUUUAAUUGUUGGACCAAUUAUCGCGGAGUUUCUACCACCAAAAGAAUCAUCUCGAAAAUUGCCUAUUGGUGGUCGAAGAAAUUCUGUCUCUGCUCACUUCCAGGAAUGGAAUUCUUUUGCUACUUUAACACAUUGAAAAGUACCCAUUCUCCAUUUCAAUUGGUGGGUUCUUUUCUGCGAAAGAGGAGCUGCAGCUCGUCUCGCCGCAAAUGCUGCAACGUUGGUCGCUGCGAAGAUUCCCCAAUAUCUUCAUCUUCACCUCUUCGCUGAUUCCUCCUGUUUGAUUCCCAAUUCUAAUUAUGAUCUUCAUAAAACCGAGAGCCAUCUCGUUAACGUGAAGCAGAAGAAGGAUUAGACUUCAAUCAGGAUCGAAUCGACGCAAUCUUCAGCAUGAGCAAUCGCCUUGACGACAGAGAGAACCCCUACGUUCAGUUUUCCUCUGCUUCUGCAUCUCCAAAUGGGAAAAAUAAGAUGUGGGAAGUGUUGGGUCGGUGCGGGAAGAGGUUGGAAGAUUGUUCAAGGAAAGUAGAGGUUGCUGCAGACAGCGUCCGGCAUCACUUGAGACUUAGUCCUAGUGUCACUGAUGCGGCCAUGGCCAGGCUUCAUCAAGGGACGAAGUUACUUACAGAAGGUGGCUAUGAAAAAGUCUUCCAGCAGACGUUUGGUUUCAUUCAUGGAGACAAAUACGUGGAUUCCUUUGCUUGCUAUCUGUCCACUUCCUCUGGGCCUGUAAAUGGGACUCUAUACAUUUCCACAAAAAGAGUGGCCUUCUGUAGCGAAUUCCCUCUUUGUUACUAUCCAUCUCCGGGCCAGCAACAGUGGAUCCAUUACAAGGUGGUGGUAGCCGUUGAUCAGUUGGGGACAAUCAAUACUUCUUCAAACCAUCUGGACCCCUCACAAAAGUACAUCCAAGUAAUCACGAGGGACWGUCAUGAAUUCUGGUUCAUGGGAUUCAUAUCAUAUAACAAGGCUGUCAAGACUUUAACCGACGCGUUCCAGCAAUCUCGUGCCUAGUUUGGAUGCAACCAAAAUGCUCCACUUUGUUCUAUACUCUAUGCAGAUAUCUUUUUUAUUUUUGUGAGCAAGUGGGUACAAAGAUUUUGAACCUCCAACUUCGAAUCGACUGACUUUAUCGGUCAUGUCGAACCAUCAUUCACCGGUGGUAACUCAUGAACAUUUGCAAUGGUACAAAAAUGGUUAUAUUUCUGCAAUUAUUUUUAUAAAACAAGGUUGUUUGUAUCUUACACUUGUGAAAACUAAGGAACCGAUGCUUGACUUGAAUUAUUAUUGAUAACUUAGCGCAGGUUGUGCAGAAAUUCUAGGGAUGUCUUUAUUGA
Messenger RNA from Momordica charantia (bitter melon), 1478 nucleotides. RefSeq names its product GEM-like protein 2. The record is from RefSeq and is a predicted model, not a curated record. NCBI's taxonomy places the organism in Eukaryota, Viridiplantae, Streptophyta, Magnoliopsida, Cucurbitales, Cucurbitaceae.